CUUUCGUCCGUGUCAACAUGGCGACAUCCAUGGCUUCCCAGGCUGCAGCAAGAGGACUGAGGACGGCGACCUCAAAGCGCACAUUUCUCCAUCAGUUCAAGUGUACAUUAAAUCCAAAGAGAUGGCUGAAUCUGCAAGAAUACCAGAGCAAGAAGCUGAUGCAAGAGAGUGGUGUCACUGUCCAGCGCUUCUAUGUCGCAGACACAGCGUCUGAAGCCUUGGAGGCUGCAAAGAGACUGAAUGCAAAGGAGAUAGUGCUAAAAGCUCAAAUUCUGGCUGGUGGCAGAGGAAAGGGUGUGUUUGACAGCGGCCUUAAAGGUGGCGUGCACUUGACUAAGGACCCUGUGGUGGUCGGCGAGUUGGCCAAUAAGAUGCUGGGUUUCAACCUGACUACGAAGCAGACACCUAAAGGAGGAGUGAAAGUGAAAACAGUGAUGGUCGCGGAGGCCCUGGACAUCAGCAGGGAGACCUACUUUGCCAUUUUGAUGGACCGCGCUUGUAAUGGCCCUGUCAUGGUGGGAAGCCCCCAAGGUGGUAUGGAUAUUGAAGAGGUAGCUGCCAGUACCCCAGAACUAAUUUUCAAGGAAGUCAUAGAUAUAUUUGAAGGUGUGCACGACGACCAGGCACUCCACAUGGCAGCUAAUUUGGGUUUCAAAGGACCUCUACAGAGACAGGCAGCAGAUCAGAUUAAGAGGCUCUAUGAUCUAUUCCUGAAAGUCGACGCCACUCAGGUUGAAGUCAAUCCUCUUGGAGAGACUCCCGAAGGACAAGUGGUUUGCUUCGAUGCUAAAAUCAACUUUGACGACAACGCUGAGUUCCGUCAGAAGGCUGUGUUUGCUCUGAACGACAUGACUGAGAGCGACCCCAUGGAGAUUGAGGCGGCCAAAUGGGACCUCAAAUAUAUCGGAAUGGAUGGAAACAUUGCCUGCUUUGUGAAUGGAGCUGGCUUGGCCAUGGCUACAUGUGACAUAAUUGACUUGCACGGAGGAAAACCUGCUAAUUUUCUGGACUUGGGAGGUGGAGUCAAAGAGAGGCAGGUGUAUGAGGCCUUCAAGCUGCUUACGGCUGACCCUAAGGUUGAGGCCAUCCUUGUCAACAUUUUUGGUGGUAUUGUCAACUGUGCCAUCAUCGCCAACGGCAUCACCAAGGCUUGCCGGGAACUGGAGCUCAAGGUGCCCCUUGUGGUCAGGCUUGAAGGCACCAACGUCCACGAGGCUAAGAGGAUUUUGACAGAGAGCGGCCUGCCCAUCACAGCUGCAGAGGACCUGGAUGAUGCUGCCAGGAAAGCAGUGGCUGCCAUCAGGAAGUAGACGAGGGUACUUUCUGUGCAGUCUGCGUAACGUCACCACACUCAGUUUGGCCCUUUGUGUGUCACAAAACAACAUAGUCACCUUCAGCAUUUAUUUCCACGUGAAUUUUUUUUUCUCUAAGUCUGUGAUCUGAUAAAGGCCGUAGCACCAACCUUAAAUCUUAUUGUAUUGUCAGUUGCCAGUCUGUAUCAUCACAGGGUGAUGUUUAAAUUUGGUGUUUUUAAUGGCAGGUUAUUUUUAUUUUUCCCCUCCCUGUUAAAUUGGUAAUGAUUUGAGUUGAUCAUUUGCUAAUCUGUAGUCUUUUUUCUUUUUUAAUUUAUUUUUUUUCAAAUGCUUUAUGCAUUUAACUUUACAAGGCUGAAAACACACAUCUGUCCAUUGCAUAUCAUUUUAUUUAUAUGGGUUAUAAUUUGUAGAAUAUUAAUUAACUGCAGUUUUUCCUUCAUCUUUGGUGGUGCGUAAAACAAAAAUGCAUCAUGUCUGAAGUAUUGUCCCUGGGUUACUGUGAAAUCAUCUAACAUUUUAGCCAAAAUACAACAUGUCUCAGGUAACAGAUGACACCCGGUCAAAGCCCUUCUGUAUAUCAUUGACUUAUGUUUGUCAAAGGAGAGUAUGAAGGUUCCACAUUUAUACUCUGUAAAUUUUGUACAUUGUAGUUUAACAGUAAAAUUCCAGUCUGAGG
Messenger RNA from Thalassophryne amazonica, 1992 nucleotides. It is a transcript of the gene suclg2, whose product is annotated as succinate-CoA ligase GDP-forming subunit beta. The coding region runs from base 18 to 1310 and encodes 430 amino acids. Gene Ontology annotation, biological process: succinyl-CoA metabolic process; tricarboxylic acid cycle. Lineage: Eukaryota; Metazoa; Chordata; Actinopteri; Batrachoidiformes; Batrachoididae. Gene Ontology annotation, cellular component: succinate-CoA ligase complex; mitochondrion. The transcript is spliced from 11 exons. The record is from RefSeq and is a predicted model, not a curated record. Gene Ontology annotation, molecular function: succinate-CoA ligase (GDP-forming) activity; metal ion binding; ATP binding.